UAAAUGAAAUGAAGACCUCAAUAAUACUCACCAACAUAGAACAGAACACAGAAAAAAAAAAAGAAAAAAAAAAGAUUUAAAAAAAAAUGAAAGUGUUGGCACUGGUCACCGUGGUGAACUUGCUUCUGCUACUGGUUCAAGGCAAUGAGGACGAGACGAAACGGUGCGUUUCGGCGGUGGGAGAUCCCGGCAUGAGAAGGGACGGGCUGAGAGUGGCGUUCGAAGCGUGGAACUUCUGCAACGAAGUCGGAGCCGAAGCUCCUCACAUGGGCAGCCCUCGCGCCGCCGAUUGCUUCGAUGUCUCCCCUCUCCACAAUUCUCACCGGAAAAACAACUCACCCGACAAGAGUUAUUCCUUGGUGCACAAGGUGUCAGAUUCGGACAACAAGCUCGGGGUGGGGAAGAAGAAACCAGGAGCCAUAUCAGAAGCAGCAACUCAGAACGCAGAUCUAUACGCGGUCGAGAAAGAACUCUACUUGGGGUCUCUCUGCCAAGUCUCAGACGAUCCAAACCCAUGGAGUUUCUGGAUGGUGAUGCUCAAGAACGGAAACUACGACACAAGAUCCGGCCUCUGUCCUGAAAACGGCCAAAAGAUCCCACCUUACGUACAACCCGGAAGAUUCCCCUGUUUCGACACUGGCUGUAUGAACCAACCGGCGCUGAACCACGAAAAGACCAAGCUUCUUGGCGAUGGAUCAACCAUGAGGGGUUGGUUCAACGGGACGUAUGAUUUGGAUGCCCAUUUCGGAAAUGGGUUCGAUGGGAUAAGUUAUUACGAGGUUGUGUGGGAGAAGAAAGUCGGAGUUGGAGGAUGGGUUUUUAAGCAUAAGCUUAAGACAUCGCCCAAGUAUCCAUGGCUGAUGCUUUAUCUUAGAGCUGAUGCCACCAAAGGCUUUUCUGGUGGGUACCACUAUGACACGAGAGGAAUGCUCAAAACGCUUCCGGAAUCGCCGAACUUCAAGGUGAGACUGACAGUAGACAUCAAACAAGGCGGAGGACCAAAGAGCCAGUUCUACCUCCUCGACAUCGGGAGCUGCUGGAAGAACGACGGCAAGCCCUGCGACGGUAACGUCACCACCGACGUCACUCGCUACUCCGAGAUGAUCAUCAAUCCCGACACGGCCAAAUGGUGCAGCCCCUCCUCCCUCUACAACUGCCCGCCUUACCAUACUUUCCGCAACGGCACCAGGGUUAACCGUACGGACGAGCAGAACUUCCCGUACGAGGCUUACCAUGUCUACUGCGCUCCAGGGAACGCGCUCCACUUGGAGCUCCCCGUGGGAACAUGCGAUGCCUUCAGCAACCCGCAGGCUCAGGAAAUUGUCCAGCUUUUGCCUCACCCGGUCUGGGGAGAGUACGGAUACCCGACCCAGAUGGGUGACGGUUGGGUCGGCGAUCCAAGAACAUGGGAGCUCGAUGUCGGCGGCUUAUCCAGCAACCUUUACUUCUACCAGGAUCCGGGUACGCCGCCGGCGAGGAGGAUAUGGACAUCAGUGGACGUCGGAACAGAGAUCUACAGCGGUGACCAAGACGAAGCAGUUGCAGAGUGGGACCUUUCUGAUUUCGAUGUUCUUCUUACUUGAGGCAUAUUUAUGUGGUUCCCUAAGAGCUUAGUAAGGUUAAAUGUGGUUUAGAGAGAAUCCCAAAUAGGAUUUUCUGGUUUUAGAAUGGGUUUUUGUGAAUAAGAACUCCAAUCGACUGGGUUCAGAUUUGAAAAAAGAAAAUGAAAAAAAAAAAUUCAACGAAGAAUCUUGUUUGAUUAGUUCAUAUUCAAAA
This is a messenger RNA of Tarenaya hassleriana, 1776 nucleotides long. RefSeq lists its product as uncharacterized. The transcript is spliced from 4 exons. Bases 87 to 1583 code for a protein of 498 amino acids. NCBI's taxonomy places the organism in Eukaryota, Viridiplantae, Streptophyta, Magnoliopsida, Brassicales, Cleomaceae. The record is from RefSeq and is a predicted model, not a curated record.